AUGCAGCGAUUGACCAGAAUCUCGAGCAUCCGCGGGCUCGCUCGGGAUCCCCCUCCUCCGCAGAAGCAGCAAUGCAGCGCCCUUCACAUGGAGCAUCGGAGGAGGCGGAGACGUCUCGGGCGAGGAGCACCGCUGCGGAACACAUCCAGACUUUUUGAACUGCCAAACAUUGUGUUAGACCUCGACGCCGAAGAUAAUCCACAUGUGCGUCCAUACAACGACGCCGAUGAGGAGGCCCAGGUUGCGAAAUGGUCAUCGAAUCCCGACCACGCUUCACUCCUGCUUCGACAAAGAUCCUUCUCCAGCGAGGCUCACCAGGCGAAAAGGAUCCUUACCUCGACCGUCCACAAUCCCACGCCGUGGCGAGUCACCGACCAGGAUCUCCUAUCUGCUGCCCUCCUCAGCUCGACCCCCAGCGCAUCAACAACAAGCGGGCUGCAGAACCCUGCUGCAGUAUUCGAUCAAUUACUUUACUACAAUGGCGUAGCACAUCGGAUGAGUAAUGAUGGCGCGAAGAUGGUCCACACCUUGCUGCACCGACAAUCCAUUGCUCGGGAGCUCGACCACGAGUUGCACGAGCCUGAAUACCGAAAGGCCCUCAUGGGCUGCAAUGGAUUUGAGCAAGUGAGAAGAAUGCUCACAGAACUCCUGCAAACCUCGGACGGCUGUCUGCUCCUGUCUCGCUGCGCACGCGAUGUCAGACAGCGUCUCGCGGUCUUCCUCGAGGAUAAAUCAAAAGACUAUGUGUCCAAGAUACUUGUUUUGUUGAACAACAUUAGCAGCACCUUUGCGGCAAAGAGCGUCCCGCUACCCCUGCCGCUGUGCGGCAUUGGUCUUCAAGCUGCCUCGAUCGCUGGCGAGCUUGCUGCAGUCCAGAGGUAUCUCGGCACAGCCCUCGAGGAGGGGAUCAAUGGACAAGCCAAAGAGAGACGAACUACAGCCACUCGCGUCGUUGGUCCAGCUCUGGAGACUCUUCUACGCAAUACCCGGGAUCGGGACCCUUCGGCAUUACAGGCUGCAUGUAAGGGGACGAGGACGGAUCUGUAUACACUCUUAACGGGCCGAAGCUUGUCCGGCUGUGCGAUCAAACCUUCCUUCCGUGCUACUCUGUGGCCCCUCAAUUAUGGGUCAUCAGUGUAUGCUCCGUACCUGGCUCUCUUGGGAGAACUUGGGGCGGUCCGUACUCUUUGGCAUGAAUAUCGUCGCAUGCCGGCUCGUGUUAAGGCAGUCGGCAACGAGGCUCAUCAACAACGCUUAGAUGUCUUGGUUGCUGCGGUCCUCCGCCAUGCAGAACCGCUGACGGAAGGGAGUGCGACUGACGAGCAAGGAGUUUUCAUGUGCGGAGACGAGUCGUCGGACUCCAAGCUGGAUCUCCAAAGGCUUUCUAUGCGCGAUCAGCAAGAUGCAUCUCGCAGCCUCGCGCCCGGCACUCUAUUGACACUGCGCACUCCCGUGCGGGAGGCUGCGCCGACACUUCCAGACCCGCGUGCUGAUCAACAAUUUCGCGAUGGCGUACAGCAUGCGUUUGAGCAGCCCCAGGCGAAUGUGGCCAUGGAGGCGUUGACCAGUUUAUGUGCGUCGCCGUAUGUCGACAAGUGGAGGAGCACAAUGGAACAUAGGCCUGAGAUUCUCGCGGCCGAGUCGUGCGAAGCCGAGCGAGAACAUGUACUUGUUUAUGUUUAA
This is a messenger RNA of Thyridium curvatum, 1683 nucleotides long. RefSeq lists its product as uncharacterized. The record is from RefSeq and is a predicted model, not a curated record. The transcript has a single exon. NCBI's taxonomy places the organism in Eukaryota, Fungi, Ascomycota, Sordariomycetes, Thyridiales, Thyridiaceae. Bases 1 to 1683 code for a protein of 560 amino acids.